Spodoptera exigua (beet armyworm) is the source of this 5498-nucleotide messenger RNA. The record is from the annotation of a GenBank genome assembly. NCBI's taxonomy places the organism in Eukaryota, Metazoa, Arthropoda, Insecta, Lepidoptera, Noctuidae.
CGAGAGUGGGGACGCACUGGUCGCUCCCGACACUGAUACAUCCCGCGCUCUCGACACAAACGAACUCGGCUCGCGGACCAUCGUCCACAUUCGAUCUACCCACUGUGUGUUUACUCGCAAACUUGCUCAUUUGUUUGCGAUCUGGUUGCAUAACUUACCACGGAUUUGAUGUGAAUUGGAACUAUUUUUUGUGUGCACCGAAUUAUGGAUAUUGAAAUAACCUGAAAGUUUGUAACUUUCGCAGGAACGACAUCCUCUCAUUUGGAUUCCGAAUGCACGAUGCCAUUGAAAUGACGUCACAACACCAUGGGCGUUAUCACUCUUCUGUCUCGCCUGAAAUGCGGCGUAUUUGCAUUUCUAAUCAUUAUCUACACACCAAUACUACAAGGAGAAGAACAAUCUCAAUGUCCAAGCUUAGCAGAGAACCCAAUUUGUCCUUGUUAUAAUUUCAAAGAAGGAUUAUUUUUGGAAUGCCCCAGCGCAACACCAGGUGUCGUAAAAAAUGUGCUGUCCAAGAUAAGAGGAACCAUCCAAUCGCUCUCAAUAUACGACUUAGAAAUAUCAACGACUGAACUAAAUGCAGAUAUCUUCCCACCAAAAAUAAAAAUAACUAAUCUACAGAUCUCGCAGUCGGGAAUAAACAAAAUAAGUCCUAACGCUUUUACAUCGCUACGUGACUCGUUAGGAUCUUUGAGCAUAAUUUCCGGUAAAUUGAGCAAAAUUCCGCAUGAAUCAUUCUUGGAACUUCACAAUAUUGGGGCACUUGAUUUACAGCUUAACGACAUCAAAGAAAUUCAGGCAAACACAUUCAGAAAUCUUAAGUUGAAAAAAAUAAAUUUGAAAGGAAACAAAAUAGCCAAUAUAUCAGAAAAUGCAUUUUACAAUUUAGAAGAAUCUCUCACAGAACUCGAUAUAAGUGAAAAUUUUCUAACAGUUUUUCCUUUAAAACCUUUGGCUAAAUUAAAUAAACUCAGCAAUCUACGGCUCGCGUGGAAUAAAAUAAAUUCAAUACCGGACGACAUAAAUGUUACAGUACCAAAUCUAGUGAGUUUAGAUCUAAAUUCAAACUAUUUUACAAGAAUAGAAAAAUAUUGGUUUAGAUGUAUGCCUAGAAUAAGGAUUUUAACAUUUUUUAGUAAUCAAAUUCAGCAUAUAGACGAGGAAGCAUUUUAUUAUUUAGAAAAACUAGAAACUGUGGAUCUUAGUCGUAACAAGAUAACAACGCUUGCUAAGAAUAUUUUUCAAAAGAACCCAAGUAUCCGAACUAUAGAUUUGAGUCAUAACCAUCUCCACCACAUUAAUGGAGUUUUUUCAAACCUUCACGAACUCUCAGAAAUAUUUCUAUCAGAAAACAAUAUCUUAGAGAUAUCGGACGAUGCAUUCAUCAACGCGUUUGGAUUAACAGUUCUUAAUCUAGAACAUAAUGCCAUUCAAAAAUUACAUCCGAAUAGUUUUUCAUCUUUACAAAAUUUAACACAACUACAUAUGGGAACAAACUUUUUAAAUAAACUUCCUCGUAGUGUAUUUCAAUCAAAUCGUAAACUAAUAACUUUAAGUUUAGAUAAUAAUGAAAUUAAUGAAUUAGACGAGUUGGUGUUUGAGAAAUUGGAUGAUUUGAAAGAGAUACGUUUGCAAAAUAAUAAGUUAAGUCAAAUCAAAAGAAAUGUAUUUAGUCCACUGCCAGGGCUGUUAGAACUGCAUUUGCAAAAUAACCUUGUACAAACCAUAGACUCUCACGCAUUCAUUACCCUCAAAAGUCUUCAACACAUUAAUUUGCAGGGUAACCGCUUGACAACUAUUGGGGAUGUAUUCCCAAACAGAAAUUCAUCCUUAGUUUCUAUUCAACUUGGUGCAAAUUAUUUAUCGAUGUUAAAAAAUAGCUCUCUUAGAGGGCAGAUGAACGUGCAAAUAAUGUGGCUAAGCCAAAAUAACAUUAAAAUAUUAACAUCUAAUCUUUUCAAUGAUUUGUUAAAUAUUCAAAGGCUGUAUCUAAAAAAUAAUAGUAUUGUACAUAUUGAAAAUAGAACAUUUAUGCACUUAAAAAAAAUUAAGUUUCUAGAUUUAAGUAAUAAUAAGCUUAUAAAAUUAAGUAAUGAGACGUUUUAUAAACUUGUAACGUUGGAAGAACUGUACCUACAAAAUAAUCACAUAAAUCAAGUCACCAAAGAUACAUUUCAGUUUCUAGUUAGGUUAAAAAUAUUAGACUUAUCGCAAAAUGACAUUGUUAUAUUUAAUUUCGACAUUUCUUCACUGCCGAUUAAGCAGCUUAGACUGAGUAAAAAUUCUAUAGCAAUAAUCGAAGUAGAUUCACUCAAAAGCUUACCAAAUUUGAGUGAUCUAGAAAUGAAUAACAAUGACUUAACUUGGGAAGACAUCAUUCAGAUACAAAUACCUGGACUGAAAUCUUUAAUAAUAUCCGAGAAUAACUUCACAUUGUUGGAAAAUAAAACGUUUGCUCAUCUUCCUUCAUUACAAACUCUGUCCCUAGAAUUAUCAAAUAUAUCGCAACUGCCGCCAACGACAUUCAUUAAAAAUCAGAAUUUGUUGCGAAUAAAUUUAGCUUAUAAUAAUCUUCGAGACUUACACAAAGAUGUGUUCGCGUACACAACAAUAUUACAAGAACUCAAUUUGAAAGGAAAUAAUUUCACAGAUUUCCCUCACCACGCGCUCUUCAAUGUAACUUCAUUAGAAAUAUUAGAUUUAUGUAGCAAUCAACUACAUAGCAUUGAUUUCUUUAAAUUCAUCGGUCUACAGAAUUUGCGAUCACUUAAUUUAUGUAAUAACCGCAUUUCUAUGUUAAAUGGCUUUAAUUCCCCAUCACUUAAAAAUCUAGUUACAUUAAAUUUAAGCAAUAAUAUGUUAACAGUUCUUCCACCGAAUUUUUUCCAUCAUUCUGUUGGCUUGAAAGAGAUAGACUUAUCUCAUAAUCUUUUUAAAAAUAUUCCAAGCAACGGUUUGUCGGAAGCAGUGUUACCAGCGCUCACAACAUUAAAUAUGUCUUCUAACUCUUUAGUGCAAUUAUUGCAAACAUAUCCUUCUAAAUUAUUUCCAUUAUUAGAGGAAUUAGUUGUUACUAAUACAAACCUUACAAUUAUCACAAGUAAAGACUUUGAAAAUUUUCCAUCGCUGAAGAGAUUGAUAUUGUCACAAAACUCCAUAAUUCGCCUAUCUCCGGGGGCUUUCUCUAAGCUGCAUAACUUAGAGCUGCUUGAUUUAAGUCAAAAUAAAUUAGAAAACAUUCCAAGGGAGAGACUUCAAGGAUUGUAUUCAACGCGCGUCCUCAAUAUGUCGCAAAAUGUCAUCAGAGAACUGGAAGAUUUCACGUCGGACUUGCAAAGUCUGCAGAAGUUAGAUAUCUCAUUUAAUCAUAUUACAAGGAUAAAUAAAGAUGUAUUCAGAGGUCUCCCGAGCCUGACAGAAUUGUAUUUGAGUGGAAAUUGGUUAUCAGCUAUAUCUGCAGACGCAUUUAGAAAUCUGAAUAAGAUUGCAUUUAUUGACUUGAGUCGAAAUUACUUUGAAGUAAUACAAAUGAAAAUGCUUAAAGUACUAGAAACGCAGAUAAAAACUAUACAUUUUAAUGAGAAUCCACUAACUUGCAACUGUGAAACACAAGAGGUUUGGCGAUGGAUGAAAGAACACUAUAAAAUAGUCAUCAAAGGGAGUCGUAACUUGCGUUGUGAACAUCCGGAAGAUCUUCACGGUUAUAGCUUCAUCGAAUUACCAUCCCAGAAACUUUGCGACAUACCUAUCGUCAUCCGUAUUGCUAUACAAGAUAUACAAACAUAUUCGAUCAUAGUAUCUUGGCAGAGUCGCAAUCAAACUGGUUUGAAUGCAUAUCAAGUAGCUUAUUUUAGCGAGGACAAUCCGACGACGAUACGAGGGAAAAUUCUUAACGCAACAGCGAGAUCAACAAGACUCAAUAAUUUGACACCAGGAUCCAGAUAUACGGUUUGCGUAAUAGCAGUCGGCAGCUUCGGUCCUUCAACAUCUACAGGAUUUUCCGUGCCGGACGCUCGAAUAGCGCUCUCCCCUGAUAUUACAAGUAUAAAUAAUUUGUACUCGGACGAGCAAAUCUUCAACCAUCUCCGUCCUUACAUGAACGACUCUUUGAGCAGUAAAUGUACUAGUGUAAGAACUAUAGAAAUCUUCGGAGCGGCAAUUGACAGUCCUUUCUCCAAUACUUACAUGGACAUUGCAGACAUAUUAACAAGGAGACUAAGUUUGGUUGUGGGCUGUUGUAUUGGAUUUAUAGUAUUCGUUGUGUUAGUUUCUGCAUUAGGGUAUAUUAAAACAAAGAAGCGACAGGUUAUUGUUAAAGCUGAAGUACAGCAAGCUCCUCAGUACAUUUCAUAUGACAAUUUCAAUACUCCUGGAGUAGAGGUUCAGACUACUGACAUGGAUAUAAAUACAAUAACGGAUAAAACAAAAGUACAAUGUAAACAUGAUUGAAUAAUCUUGUAAAUAUUGUUCACAAUAUUGUGUUCAAGGAUUUUUCCCAAUUUCGUUCCCCUGUGAGUUUGAUGCCACUCAUCCUGGAGUAGUAGCUUUCAAACCUUCAUCGCCUCGAGGUGCCGAGGUCAGGAAGUUUGGCAGACGGCAAUGAAUUAUUACAAGUACGAGCUAUCAAUAACGAAAUGUGUGAUAAUUGAAAAAGUUUACAUCAUCAGGGUACUUUUUUUCUUGCUGUAUAAGUAUUAAUUUAGUCGUAAUACUUUUCUUUUUGACCGUUAAUUUACUAACACAAACUUUAUUGUAUAUACCACGUUGUGUUUGGUUACUGAAUUUCGUGCUUAUUUUAUUAUAAUCUAGUCUAGCGUCUCUUUAAUUAUCUUCAACAUUGAACCCUGAGAUUUACCAAUGUUUUGAAUACCACACGUAUGCGUGUUCAUAUGAAUGAAAAUGUUUAUGUUACCUAUAAGAAAAGGUUACAUUUAUUUAUGUUUGACUAAAUUUAGUUGAGAUCUAAGUCUCGGUGUACAUUAUUAUAAUUUUGCGUUAACUAACGAGGCAAGAUUUGUAUGAACAAUAUUCAAUAUUGAUCAAAGGACAUGUAAAUCAAAGAUGUUCUCCAUUAAUGAAUACUAAUAUAUGUUUCGACUUGACGUUUAACGUUAUCUUAUGUUGAAAAUAUAAUAAUUUCCAUUGUGAUUAUUAUCAUAGAUCUAAGUGUAAGUAUUAAGAAUUAGAAUAAAUUUUAAAAUACGUUGUGUAUAAUAAAUCCAAGUAAGUUAAUACUCUGAUAGUUGUAAUGACAGUGUUAUAGAAAAAAUAAACAUAACGGUCUCGUAAGAAAAAAGAACGAAUAUUUAUACUCAAAAUUUCUAAGUAUCCAUAGUUAUAAUUACUAGAUAAUGUACCGAUAGUUUUAAAUAACGGUUAUGUCAUAAAUAAAUGAAGAUAUCAAACUCAAUUUAGUGUAACCAAAGUAACUGUACCAACUCUGUUGAUAUCUGUUUUAAAUUCAUCACAAUCCAUUUGAAACUAGUGUAAAGACUGUA